AUGAAAGCCAACCAUUACAACCAGCCAGAUAGAAGAAUGUAUUGGGAACGGCUGGAUGAAGUGGAUAAGGAACUUUCCGAACCCAUCUUUAUAGCGCGGCUUCCCUUUUACCUUUUGGAAUUUCUCCUUUCACUUCCAGGAAACUGGUUUGGUUCCUGUUGUUUUGCAUCGCUGACGUUACCAUCGCUGGUUGCCAUUUUCGUGAAUGGUGGAAUUUCAUCAGAGGAGUGGUAUCCUUGGUAUAUGCUAGUGGGAGGCUUGGUGUUAAUGAAUCUUACGCUAUGGAUUCUGUUGAUAUCACCGAUCAAAUCGGCGACUAGCAAACGAGCCCGAAUCCUCUUUUAUGGACCUUUGACAGGAGCUUUGGCACCUAUUAUUGGGGUGAUAGUUUUGGCAAUCUCUCCUCUUCCUACAAUGUCUCGAAACAUGGGUUACUUUCAAGUUUGCGCAUGGUCCAUUGGCGUGAUUCCCACUGCUUGUCUGAAACCAUUGGUGGCAAGGCAACGUCCGGCAUCCUGGAUAUUACACAAUAAUCAUUCGAAUGCUGGCGACGAACGAAUACAGCUGCUCCAAAAGGCAGUGCAAGAAAAACACAUCAACACACUGCCAAGAAUGUUUGCACUGGACGCUUAUGCUUCCUUUCCAUCAGGGGAUACUGCCGGUGCCAUGUCUUCCAUGUACGCUUUGAUAUUCUUGCACCACCCAUCCAAUCCAGGCGUCCGACUACUAGGCAUGAUAUUUGUUCUGCUAUCUUGUUUUGGACGCAUGUAUUGGAUGGCACAUCACAUGCUGGACGUCUUGAUGGGGGUACUUCUUGCCUAUUUGCCUUGCGCCAUAUUGGCAGGCAUCUUUUGCAACUAUGACACAGGAAGCUGCCAGAUGGAGUGGUGGGUGCCACUUGUGGGUCAUUUCAUGCUGUUGCUAAUGGUCAUCUCGACCCGAUUAAUCUUCAAUUCGAGUGUCUUUGGGUCCGGAACCUUACAAACGGACGAUCGUGACGAAAAUGAUGAUAGUGGAACAGAACAGAAAAAUGAGUGA
Cylindrotheca closterium is the source of this 1038-nucleotide messenger RNA. NCBI's taxonomy places the organism in Eukaryota, Bacillariophyta, Bacillariophyceae, Bacillariales, Bacillariaceae. The record is from the annotation of a GenBank genome assembly.